Vicia villosa (hairy vetch) is the source of this 1429-nucleotide messenger RNA. Its product is annotated as ervatamin-B-like. The transcript has 4 exons. The record is from RefSeq and is a predicted model, not a curated record. Gene Ontology annotation, cellular component: lysosome. Gene Ontology annotation, molecular function: cysteine-type endopeptidase activity. NCBI's taxonomy places the organism in Eukaryota, Viridiplantae, Streptophyta, Magnoliopsida, Fabales, Fabaceae. The coding region runs from base 29 to 1168 and encodes 379 amino acids.
UAUAUCUUCAAGUUACUUCUAAUAAGAGAUGAAGAUUUCCUACAACUCGAUGCCAUUUCGUUUCUUCAUCAUCCUCACUGCAUGCUUAUGUAUAUACUUUGCCAUUCGAAAGAAAACAAUUAUUGAAAAUGAAGAUAUGUUAAGUAUAUUUUCAAGUUUUGAGAUCCCAGCCAGUAAGUACACCUCCAUAUUGGGUCCCAAAUUUGAUAAGCUUCCUAAUGAAGAUGAUGUUAUACAAUUAUUUCAAGUAUGGAAGAAAGAACAGGGACGAGUCUACAAUGAUCUAGAAGAGAUGGCAAAUAAAUUUGACACAUUUGUUACAAAUUUGAAGUAUAUCGUAGAGACUAAUGCAAAGAGAGACUCACCUCAUAGCUCUCUUCUUGGUCUGACCAGCUUUGUUGAUUUGAGCUUCGUCGAGUUCAAAGAAAGAUACAUGACCACAAAUAGUGACACGAUAAAUAUUGUGAACAACGAUGAUGUUGGUGACUUAACAUGUAGUGAUCCACCACCAUCCAAGGAUUGGAGGUCAGAAAAAGCUGUCACUUCUGUUAAGAAUCAAGGCACUUGUGGUAGUUGCGCAUCAUUCUCAACUGUAGGUGCCAUUGAAGGAAUAGUUGCAAUAGUGACGAAGAAGCUUCUCGACCUUUCUGCGCAAGAGCUUGUGGAUUGUGUUGGUAAUGGUUGCCAUGGCAUAUAUACGCACGAGGCAUUCCAAUGGGUUUUAAAUCACGGUGGGGUUGCAUUGGAGAGUAAAUAUCCUUAUACUGCAGUGGAGGGUUCAUGCAAAGCCUCACAGAUUCCAAACAGUGCAAGUAGUAAGAUUGAUUCGUUUUAUCACGUGGACAAAUCAGAGAAGGCACUAUUGUGUGCAGUUGCUAAACAACCGAUUAGUGUCUGUAUUUAUGCAGCCACACAAGAAUUUCAACAUUAUUACAACGGAAUACUUCAAGGUCGAGAUUGUCCGGUGGAUUCUACGGUUAUGAAUCACUGCAUGUUAAUAGUGGGCUAUGCCUCUCAUGAAGGACAAUAUUAUUGGAUAGUUAAAAACUCCUAUGGCACAAAAUGGGGAGGAAUGGGAGGUUAUAUGUUUAUCAGAAGGAAUACUACUAAAAUGUAUGGAGUGUGUGCAAUCAAUGCAUGGGCCAUAUAUCCAAACAAAAAUAAAUGAGCUUUUGAGAACUAAAAUUCUAAAUUUGAAAAAUAAGUAAAAAUAAGAUUUACAGAUUUGUGAGUCUGGUGUCAUUUUUCUUGUUCAAAGUUGUGAAUCAUAAAUAGUAAAUAAACAGAAAGAAGCUUCUUUUCUACAAUGAAGUUAAGCUUAGGACCUUUUGUUAUCCGGGUUGAAGCAUCUUUGGAUUUCCUUUAUUUAAUUCAAUUUUGCAUAUUAAAAAAAAUAAUGAUGUUUCAAAGUCAAUGAUGUAAUAGAUCC